Paramecium sonneborni is the source of this 2059-nucleotide messenger RNA. NCBI's taxonomy places the organism in Eukaryota, Ciliophora, Oligohymenophorea, Peniculida, Parameciidae. The record is from the annotation of a GenBank genome assembly.
AUGAAACCUAAGAAAAUAAGUGAUUAAUAGAGAGUAACAGAAUUAGGUGAACAUGUAUUAAAAAGUCAAAAUACAAUGUUAGCAACAAAGAUUGACUAAUUAAAAAAGGAAUUAUAUGAAAUGAAAUCUGUAUAAAACAAUCCAAUAUAUCUAGUUGCUAGCUUGCAGAAUAAAAAGACAAGGUUGAAAUUUAAGAUGAAGAGUUUAAUCACUAUAAAAAAUUAUUCACAUAACUUUCUCGUAGAAUACGAAUGAUUAUGGCAUAUAAUGAAGAGGCAAUAUAAAAAAAGAUCACUUAGGAGGAUAUACAAGAAGAAAACUAUGAAUGUUUAUGUGGGAGCAAUCAAAUUGAUUCAAUUAAAUACUUUCUAGUAAAUGGAGACUAAUAAUAAUAAUAAUUGCAGAUUCCUCAGGGUUAAGAAUAAGUUCAAGAAAUACAAGAAGAAUAUACAAAAUUGAAUUAAAUAUAACAAAAGUACAUAAAAAAUCAUAAAACAUAGUGAUUAUAUUAAACAAUUAAUUGAAGAGCAUUCUGAAUAGAAAUCUCAAUUAUUACAUUAGAUAGAAGAGUUAAAAUUACAAUAAAAAUUAGUAGAAGAACAAUUCUUUUAAACUACACUAUUUGCUGAUUUAGUACAAUAAAAUAAUUAUCUUACAUCAACAUUAUUUAAUGUAGAAGAUCAACUUAUAUAAGUAUAAAAUAAUAUCUAUUAGAAAGGUUUAAUUUAUGUGUAAAGAAUAAUAAGAGAAGUUUGAAAUUUAAAUUCAAUAAUUGUCAUUAGAAUGUGAAUAAAAAAUGAAAGAUCUCAUUUUAUAAUAAGAGAGUGUUAAAAUUGAAAUAAAAUAGACAGAUGAUUAAUUAUAGAGUAAAUUAAUAGAAGAAUUAAAGUCAUAAGUAGAAAAUGUAUCAAAAGUGGUUGAAGAGUUGAAAAUAGAAUUACAAUAGUGUAGAGAAAGAAAUAAAGAAAUAAAUAAUUAAUUAAUAGAUGCUAUUAAUUAGAAAUAAUUAUUAAUAAGUUAAAAUAAUGAAUUGAAGUAGAGUCUUAGUGUUUAUAAAAUAAUGGUUGAGGAAGAAAAGAUUGAGUAAGUAACUCUUAGAUAUGAGAAUCAUAAAUAAAUUUUAUUUGAAAUAGAAUAAGAAUAUGUGAAUAAUAAAUCGAAUGAAUUUAUUUAGAAAUUUAGAGAAUUUGUUGGAUAUGUCAAAAUGAGGGAUGAGAAAGUCAAAAGCUUAUAAUAACUAUUGGAUAAGAAAACUAUUGAUUAAAACAAUAUCAAAAAGGUAAUCAAUUAUGAUAAUCCGAGUAAAUUUAAUAACUUAUUGAUGAACUAGAUUACAAUUCCAAUUCAUUUAAUUCCAUAACUGAAACUAAUAAAAACUUAAGCAAAUUAGUCAAUGAAACUUAAAAUAAUUUAAGUAGGGCUAUGUAAGAAAAGGUAGAUGAGAGAAUUAAAUUUGAGACUGAAAAAGCUGUAAUUAUAUUAAUUAUGUAGCAGUUAUUGAAUCAAAAAUUAUUAGCAGCAGAUGAAACCAUUAAAUAAUUUUAAAUAUAAAAUGAACAAUUUAAAAAAUUGAUUGUUACUUUUGAAAAUGAAAGAAAAAGUAAUCAAGAAACAAUUAGACUUUUGUAAAAAUAAGAUGCUGAUAAUGUUUAAAAACUAUUGUAAAAAGAAUGGGAUGUUCAUAAAAUGAUAGAAGAAACUAAAAUUAUAUAAGAAAGAGAGAAAUUGAGUGAAUCUAUUAAUGUGAAGUUUAUGAAAAAAGCAGAAAAAUCAAAAAGUAAACUGAAAUAACUAAAAUUAUAAUUGAAAUCGUAAAUAUAUUAUAUUAUAUUUUUGAAGAGAAUCUAAGGACAAUUAAAAUGAAUUAUGGAUAUCUAUGAAAAUGAUGGUAGAUUGUUAAUAAUGUAAAAAGAGAGUUAAGUAAGUAAUAUUAAUGAAAUGUCUUCAUAUGUUCUGUAAACCUUGCAUUGAAGAUAAUUAACGUAAUCGUAAUAGAGCAUGUCCAGUUUGCAGAACUAGAUAUGGAAUAGAAGAAGUUAGAUCUAUUAAACUGAGUUGA